Zygotorulaspora mrakii is the source of this 714-nucleotide messenger RNA. RefSeq lists its product as uncharacterized. Bases 1 to 714 code for a protein of 237 amino acids. The transcript has a single exon. Gene Ontology annotation, cellular component: cytoplasm; membrane. Lineage: Eukaryota; Fungi; Ascomycota; Saccharomycetes; Saccharomycetales; Saccharomycetaceae. The record is from RefSeq and is a predicted model, not a curated record.
AUGUCAUUAGUGCAGCUGCGACCACUACCCACUCACUGCCUAAAAAUGUCAAGAAGUAGAUCAAUUGCUGUACAAUAUAAUGAUCAGCUGUACCGGAGCCCUCUCCUAGUGAAAUCCCUUACUGGCGCAGUGCUUUCAUCCAUGGGUGAGCUGAUAAGUCAAUGCACGGUAAGUGUUGCCGCUUCAACUGGAAAUCAUGAAGAAGACGCUGAAAAAGCAAGUCUACAUGCACCUAAUAAGAUUAGGAAAAUACUAGCUGACUUGAAAUUAUCAAAAGUUUUUUUUAUGUUCUGCUAUGGCGGUCUUAUAAAUGCCCCAAUAAACCACUACAUGUAUGGAUGGAUCACUAAUGCCACCAAUAAACGGAUGAUGUCUGCCAGGAUCAAAAAAACGGUUCAGUUGCUAGCAUCAUUAUCCAUGGUUGCGCCGUUGCAGGUACUAUUUCUUGUAAGCACGCUCACGCUGCUAAACUCUAAAGUUAAUAAUGACAUACCGGCAAUGUUGAGAGCCAUUAAGCAAGGAUUGAAAUCAAAAUAUCUCAAGAUAUUAACUUCGAGCUGGGUUAGUACAUCCGUGUUAGUAUCGAUAGCUCAGAAUUUUAUUGAACCGGAAAAAUGGUCCAUAUUCUUCAGUUUCGCAUAUGCCUUCCUUGGAACGGCUCAAAAUAUAUUCCUAAAAUUGAAGGAUGAACCUUCGAUCAAGAAAGACAAUUAG